AUGUCGAGCUUCAGUGACUGCGCAGUGUGCGGCGAUCAGAGUUCCGGGAAGCACUACGGCGUGUCCUGCUGCGACGGCUGCUCGUGCUUCUUUAAGCGGAGCGUAAGGCGGGGCAGCAGCUACUCCUGCAUCGCCCUCGCCAGGAAUUGUGUGGUGGACAAGGCGCGGAGGAACUGGUGCCCCUCCUGCCGCUUCCAGCGCUGUCUGGCCGUCGGAAUGAACGCCGCCGCCGUGCAGGAGGAGCGCGGUCCAAGGAACCAGCAGGUGACGCUCUACCGGAACUCCCGGCGGCCUCCGCCGCAAUCCUUGCCAGCUUCGUCGCCCACGCCCCACUCCCAGGCUAUACACUUCCAGAUUCUUGCCCAGAUCCUCGUCACCUGCCUACGACAAGCGAAGUGCAACGAGCAGUUCGCCCUCCUGGACCGCAGCCAGCAGGACGCCAUCCUGCAGGUGGUGUGGGGCGAGAUCUUUGUCCUGCGGGCAUCCCACUGGUCCUUGGACAUCAGUGGCAUGAUCGAAGGAUGCGGCGAUGAGCAACUCAAGCGCCUCAUCUUCGACGCCCAACAGUUGAAGGCCGACGUGCUGGAGCUCAACUUUCUGGAGUCCCUAAUCCUCUGCAGAAAAGAACUGGCCAUUAGUGAGGAGUACGCCCUUAUCCUAGGAAGUCACUCAAACGCCGCCUUGGUUUCCUUGGCACGUUACACCCUGCAGCAAUCAAAUUAUUUGCGGUUUGGACAGCUCCUUCUUGGUCUGAGGCAACUCAGCUUGCGACGCUUCGACUGUGCAUUGUCCUGUAUGUUUCGCACAGUGGUUAGGGACAUACUGAAAACACUUUAG
This is a messenger RNA of Drosophila ficusphila, 837 nucleotides long. RefSeq names its product nuclear receptor subfamily 2 group E member 1 (gene Hr83). NCBI's taxonomy places the organism in Eukaryota, Metazoa, Arthropoda, Insecta, Diptera, Drosophilidae. The record is from RefSeq and is a predicted model, not a curated record. The transcript is spliced from 2 exons. Gene Ontology annotation, molecular function: RNA polymerase II cis-regulatory region sequence-specific DNA binding; nuclear receptor activity; zinc ion binding. The coding region runs from base 1 to 837 and encodes 278 amino acids. Gene Ontology annotation, biological process: anatomical structure development; cell differentiation; regulation of transcription by RNA polymerase II.